AUGGCUAGCGGUGGUGCGGCGAUGGCGUUGCUUCUUGCUGGGAAAAGAGUAGGUACAGGGAAGAAGUUGCUCAACACUAACGUAUCUUUUAAUGUCCUUUAUGACCUCCUUGUUGGACCUGAUAUCCUAGGUAUUGCUUUUGAGCUUGAUGAAGAGAUGGCUGCAAAUGAUGAUGAAAGGGAGGCAUUGCAAGAAAUUAUCAACAAUACUAAGUUAAGUGAAGGUUAUCUUACACUUGCUCGUCAUAUAGAGGUCAUGGAACCCAAAUCGCCUAAGGAUAUUUAUAAGGCACAUUUGCUCGAUGGCCGGGCUAGUGCUGGUGCAAGUGUUGAUUCAGCCAGACAAAACUUGGUAGCUACAUUUGUUAAUGCAUUUGUGAAUGUUGGCUUUGGUCAGGAUAAGCUAAUGACAGUCCCAUCAGAGGCUUCAAGUGGUGGUUCUUCAGGAAACUGGCUCUUUAAGAAUAAAGAACACGGAAAAGCCAGUACUGCAGCAAGUCUGGGUAUGAUUCUGCUUUGGGAUGUUGAUUCUAGACUUGCCCAACUUGACAAGUAUUUCCACAGUAAUGACAGCCAUGUCAUAGCCGGUGCAUUGUUGGGAGUUGGUAUUGUGAACUGUGGUAUCAAGAAUGAAUGUGAUCCUAUGAGUUAAACUUUGGCAUUCUCUGUACACAAGUCCUGUGACUGUUAUGUAUUUGGAAAUCCUAAAUUUUGGUUUUUUCAGGCAUUGGCACUUCAUGCUGAUUAUAUAGAUAAAGAGGAUUCUUCUGUCAGAAUUGGUGCAAUAAUGGGUCUAGGCCUUGCUUUUGCUGGUGCCCUAAAUGAGCAGGUGAGGUUCCUUGCAUUUUUAAUUGGUGGUUUCUUGGUAGGCCAUGGAAACAAUACUAUGUCUGAUUCAAGAGGCACAUCAGUGGAAUCAUUCUAUCUAUUCUACCAUAGAUUGUUAAUUUCAUUACAGAAGUUACAUAAUACACACAAAUAGAGAGGGAGAGAUAA
Messenger RNA from Camellia sinensis, 995 nucleotides. NCBI's taxonomy places the organism in Eukaryota, Viridiplantae, Streptophyta, Magnoliopsida, Ericales, Theaceae. The record is from RefSeq and is a predicted model, not a curated record.